AUGCCCCGCACAUACGGCAAAGCGAAACAAACUCGGCUUUCCUUCGCGCCGAUAGCCUUACCGACCGAUGACGAUGAAAAUGACGAAAUGGCGCGCGAGGCGACUUUGAAAUAUGGGCAUCCGUCCAGGCCUACGGUUCCGGCUACGCGCUCGAAAGUGAAUAUGGGUUCUGCGCGCAAGGCUUCUCCUGAUCCGUUUGUGGUGGAUAAGUCUACAGAGAACGGUGAGGUUCCGACAGAUGAGUCUCGGAAACCUCGGCGCAAGAAGGACAAGAAAGCGAAAGAGGCGGAGAAGGAGAAGGUGAAAGACGAAGUGAAGGUGAAGGAGAAAAGUGAGAAAGGCGAUAAGAAAAAGGACAAGAAAAAGAAGCGGAGGGAAAAGAAGGAAAAAAAGAGCCGCAAUCCUUCUCCGCCCCCAAGUGAAACGCCCGAAGUUAUAUCCCCGGCCAAAGAAAGCAGCGAUAGCGACCUGGAGAUACAAUCAAGCGUGCGCAAAAACAGAGCCGUCAAGCGGAAAAGGUCGCCUUCCCCGGAAAGUUCGAGCCCUCAAUCUCCGACCCGUGCGGGCCCUUCGGCACAAGAGGACAAUGAUGAGGAGGGUGUGGUGGCCCGGCCUCGUCGGAAGUUGCGAAGAGGUCCAGCUCAGCCCGCAACGAUCGUUCUUGAUGAUAGCUCGGACGAGUCGGAUGAGCCUAUUGUUUCGUCCCCGGUAAAACGGCGUCGCCGCAACAUGAGCGUGGAAGAGCCUCAGACUCCGCGUCGCAACAGGAACCAAGAUCAACUUGAUCUAGAGGAGGAUUUGGAGGACCUUCAGGAUUCCGUUGUCACACAAUCUCGCACUCGAGGCCGAGUCGCAAAUUCGGCUAGGGCACAGAGACAAAAGCACUUAGAAGCACUGCGUCGACGCAGAGCCGGUCAGACAGAGACAGAUGAAGAGCAAUCAGAACCGAAGCCAGAUGAGACGGAAUCAUCCGAAGAUGACUCGAGCGAAGCCGAAGACGAAGAGGAAGAAGCUGUUCGACAACCCCAAAUCCCUUUCGCGAGAGAAGACAGCGACGUCGAGUCCGAGAUCGCCAGCAACGAAGACCUCGACCGCUAUGACAAAGACUUUGUUCUCGAUGACGAUGACGACGACAAACUCGGUGUCCCCGCCGGCCUCGACGAAAUGCCCAUCGAGUUCUCUCGACACUCCUAUAAGCAAUUGAAGGAUUACUUCCAAGACGCGGUGGAGUGGAUGGUGCUGAAUCAGCUCUUCCCCGCGUUCCCUCGCUCCAGCGCCAUUUACAAAGUUGCGUUCGAUAAAUUGGAGGACGAGGUCAAGGGUCGUACCGGCUCCCAACUCAUCUCUUCUGUCUGGAACGCCGACUUCUGUCGGGCCCUCAUGGCGCGGCCGCAUCUCGAAGAAACCACCUUCCCUACCACCGAGAACCAUCCCUGUGACGCAUGCAAACGAUCCGGUCAUCCCGCAUCUGCGGAUCUCAAAUUCUACGGCAAAGUGUAUUCCCUCGACACUUUGGAACCGCUCGCAGAUUCAGACAGCGAUAAGGAACAGUCCGACGAUGAAGAGGAAGAAGACGACGGUUUAGAAAGAGACAGGGACGGCCACGUCCUACCAGACGAAAACACCCGCUUCUAUCUCGGAAGACACUGCAAAGGCCGAGCCACAAUGGCUCACACGCUCACGCACUGGCGUUUCCACCUCAACGAAUGGGUCGUCGACCACCUCGCGCGUGUAGGACACGUCUCCGACGAAAAAGUCCUCGAACGCGGCCACUGGAGCCAGAAACGCAAAGCCAAAUACGCCAGCGAGGCGUUUCGUGAUAUGGUCGAGGGCGGCGAGGUCAAGAAGCUCUGGCGAGACUUCCAUAUCAACUUGAGAACGGCGAGAGAAUCUACGACUCUUGGAUGA
Messenger RNA from Aspergillus affinis, 1908 nucleotides. RefSeq lists its product as uncharacterized. The transcript is spliced from 5 exons. Gene Ontology annotation, cellular component: nucleus. The record is from RefSeq and is a predicted model, not a curated record. Lineage: Eukaryota; Fungi; Ascomycota; Eurotiomycetes; Eurotiales; Aspergillaceae. The coding region runs from base 1 to 1908 and encodes 635 amino acids.